This is a messenger RNA of Plectropomus leopardus (leopard coralgrouper), 1455 nucleotides long. RefSeq names its product adrenoceptor alpha 1Aa (gene adra1aa). Gene Ontology annotation, molecular function: alpha1-adrenergic receptor activity. Gene Ontology annotation, biological process: positive regulation of MAPK cascade; positive regulation of cytosolic calcium ion concentration; adenylate cyclase-activating adrenergic receptor signaling pathway. Gene Ontology annotation, cellular component: plasma membrane. The record is from RefSeq and is a predicted model, not a curated record. Lineage: Eukaryota; Metazoa; Chordata; Actinopteri; Perciformes; Serranidae.
CAGAUGGUUCCAGUGCUGGACAAUAUGACCCCAGCUCCUCUGACACAGAACUGCUCCAACUGCAGCCAGGUUAUAGUCCCAGAGCUCAACGUGGUCAAAGCUGUGGUUUUGGGCCUGGUGCUUGGCGUCUUCAUUGUGUUUGGAAUUGUUGGAAACAUCCUGGUCAUCCUCUCGGUGGUUUGCCAUCGACACCUGCGGACAGUCACACAUUAUUUUAUAGUCAAUCUGGCAGUGGCAGAUCUGCUGUUGAGCUCAACUGUGCUACCCUUCUCUGCCAUUUUUGAGAUUGUGGAUCGUUGGGUGUUUGGACGAGCCUUUUGCAAUGUUUGGGCAGCUGUGGAUGUGCUCUGCUGCACCGCCUCCAUCAUGAGCCUUUGCGUGAUCUCUGUUGACCGCUACAUUGGAGUCAGCUACCCUCUGCGCUAUCCGACCAUAGUGACUAAACGCAGGGCGCUGCUGGCAGUGAUGCUGCUCUGGGUGCUGUCCAUCAUCAUAUCUAUCGGACCUCUGUUUGGCUGGAAAGAGCCAGCACCUGAGGACGAGUCUAUCUGCAAGAUCACAGAGGAGCCAGGCUACGCUAUCUUUUCUGCCGUGGGCUCUUUCUACCUCCCUCUGGCCAUCAUACUGGUCAUGUACUGUCGCGUUUAUGUGGUAGCUCACAGGGAGAGCCGGGGCCUGAGGGAGGGCCAGAAGACGGAGAAGUCAGACUCAGAGCGAGUGAUACUCAGGAUACACAGAGGCAACACAACUGUAUCAGAGGACGAGGCCCUUCGCAACCGCACACAUUUUGCCCUGCGCCUACUCAAGUUCUCACGUGAGAAGAAGGCCGCAAAGACCCUGGGCAUUGUGGUUGGCUGCUUCGUGUUGUGCUGGUUGCCAUUUUUCCUGGCGCUACCCAUUGGCUCCAUAUUUCCUGCUUACAGACCUUCAGACACUGUCUUCAAGAUCACCUUCUGGCUCGGUUACUUCAACAGCUGCAUCAACCCUAUAAUCUACCCAUGCUCCAACCAGGAGUUUAAGAAAGCUUUCCAGAGUUUACUCGGAGUUCACUGUCUGAGAAUGACUCCCAGACCGCACCAUCAUCAUCUGAGUGCAGGUCAGAGUCAAGCCCAGGGUCAAGGCCAGUCCCUCAGUCUGGGCCUGGACAGCAGGGGGGCUCCCUGUCGGCUCAGCCCUUCCUCCUCCAUGGCCUUGUCCAGAACCCCUUCCUCCAGAGACAGCAGGGAGUGGAAGGUCUUUCCCGCAGGCCCCACAGGCGGAUCUGGACAGGCCGAGACGAGCAGGGACAAAGUGGCCAAACUCUGCAGUAAAAGCUUCCACCGGACCUGCUGCUGCAUCACCAGCGGUGGGACUCCCCCGCAGGAGUCAAACUGCGCCCAGCCCCCUCCAGUAGGAAACCUUCCCACCAUUAAAAUCCACCAACUGUCCCUGUCGGAAAAAGGAGAGCCUGUGUAA